AUGGCGACCAAGCUCUGUCGAAGCAGGGCCUUGGCCUCCGCGCUGCGGCCCGCGAGGCCCUCCCCCGUCGCCGCCCGCCCCGGCGGCGAGCACAUGGCGCGCGGCAUCAGUGCCACCGCCCGCGCCGCCGUCGCCAUGCCCGCCGACGUCAAGAACAUGCGCCACGCGCCCCGCGACCACCCCCAGAAGCUCGAGGCCCCCCUCGUCAACCCCGCCGACAAGUACCAGAACAAGGCCGACGACAUGCACCGCUACGGCUCCUGGCUCAUGGGCUGCCUGCCCAAGUACAUCCAGCAGUUCUCCGUGUGGAAGGACGAGCUCGUCAUCUACAUUGCCCCCUCGGCCGUCAUCCCCGUCUUCUCCUUCCUGAAGUACAACACGGCCGCCGAGUUCACCCAGUGCAGCACCGUCACGGCGGCCGAUUUCCCCACGAGGGACCAGCGUUUCGAGAUCGUCUACAACAUGCUGAGCGUCAGACAUAACGCCCGCAUCCGUGUCAAGACCUACGCCGACGAGGCCACCCCCGUGCCGAGCAUCACUCCCCUGUACGACGGCGCCAACUGGUACGAGCGUGAGGUCUACGAUCUCUUUGGUGUCUUCUUCGUCGGGCACCCCGACCUGCGCAGAAUCAUGACCGACUACGGUUUCGAGGGCCACCCUCUGCGCAAGGAUUUCCCCUUGACCGGUUACACCGAGAUCCGUUACGACGAGGAGAAGAAGCGGGUCGUCACAGAGCCCCUGGAGCUGACGCAGGCAUUCCGCAACUUCGAGGGAGGCUCGAGUGCGUGGGAGCAGGUCGGACCUGGCAAUGACCGCAAGCCCGACACAUUCAAGCUGCCCACGCCCAAGCCCGAGCAGAAGGAGGAGCCCAAGAAAUAG
Messenger RNA from Neoarthrinium moseri, 879 nucleotides. RefSeq lists its product as uncharacterized. Gene Ontology annotation, molecular function: NADH dehydrogenase (ubiquinone) activity. The transcript has 2 exons. Bases 1 to 879 code for a protein of 292 amino acids. Lineage: Eukaryota; Fungi; Ascomycota; Sordariomycetes; Amphisphaeriales; Apiosporaceae. The record is from RefSeq and is a predicted model, not a curated record.